AUGGCUUAAUUAAAAUCUUCCACACAGGAAGACACUGAGCCAUGGUAUUCUCAGCGAGUGUAUGCAAAAUACUGGAAGCACUAUGACUUAGCCAUGCGCUGGAUGCGUAGACACCAGAAAGCCUACAGGAAAGCCAUGGAGUCCUUUUAUCACCUACCGUGGCAUCCUUUUGCAGCUUCUCCAAGUAGCCGCUACUCAGAUUGGGAUGGGGAUGAUCUCCCACAUACCCAAAACUACUCUUGCAGCUAUAGGCCACAUGGCAGAGCUCAGUACCAUGGGGGAGCUCAGCGCUACACAGACACCCGCCAAGGGAGGGAGGAUGCUGACAGGGACUCCGAAAUGGAGGAGGACUCUGAGUCUGAAGGGGAGAUAGAAUAUGACUUGAGUAACAUGGAGAUCACAGAGGAGCUUCGUCAGUUUUUUGCCCAGACGGAGAGGCACCGGGAAGAACUGC
This is a messenger RNA of Balearica regulorum gibbericeps (East African grey crowned-crane), 454 nucleotides long. The record is from RefSeq and is a predicted model, not a curated record. NCBI's taxonomy places the organism in Eukaryota, Metazoa, Chordata, Aves, Gruiformes, Gruidae.